GGCGGCUUGGGCUUCUCUAGCCCCGAUCGAUAACAACCCGUCGCAGUAGAGCACCAUUUUGCUGUUCACACGACUCACUAAGAACUGUUUUUACCCGCGAUCGCAGAAUGAUGCUUUGCUCGCGCAAAGCGUGGCCUCUCUUUGCCGUCCCGCUUGAGCAUAUGCUGCAUAUUAUUGUUGCUACUUUUCUGGUGCACACGGUAGCUGGUGCCCCCUGGUGUGGCGGCCACUCUCUGGCCACGUAUAAAUUCCCUAGGGCCCCACCUGCUUGUCAAGUACACGACAAGACAUCGCGCCCACACAACAUCCGAAAGUAGUUAUACCUCCACACCAAUAUGCUGCACCAGCUCCUCGACACCGCUGAUGCCAACCGGCCAAAUGCGCUCACCAAGUCCAUGUCUCAGCUCUCGCUCUCCUCCGACGACUCGGAGCGGGUCUCGGUCCGGUCAACACUGGUCAGCAUGUCAGAAGCCACCAAGACUAACAACAAGCACAGCCGCGAGGUGGUUUUCGAGGACGUAGACCCUGAGGAUAUCAACUUUGCGCUGGCGCUAGGCGACCGUGCGCCUGAAACCAUCGAAUGCGUGCGUAUUAACCGGUGUCGCAUGGACAGCGCUGCCUUUGCUGCCUUGGUCGAUAAUAUGUGCCAGGUUGACCUCUGCCGCUUGCAGAUACUCGACAUUGCCCAGAACAGCAUAGGUGGUGAGCUAGUAGGACCAGCACUGCUCCGACUGAUUCGCCACGCCAGAAACAUCCGGCACCUGGCCUUGGGGUGGAACAAGAUUGCGCUGGCAGACCUGGUUGCGCUAGCACCCGCCGAAGGCCCAGACGCAGCCUUUUCCAUCAGCCAUCUGGACUUGCGCGCAAACCCGCUGUCACGACCAGUAAAGAGCUCGUCACGGCGCCCAAGCAAGAGCACCAGUGGUGCAUAUGCGCCAACCGACCUGUCUUGGCUGCCAUCGCUUAUCGCCGCUAUGCCCAAGCUGACACAUAUCCUGUUAGCCCAGGCGUCGCUGAGCGACACCGACCUUGUCGCGCUGAUUCACGCGCUGGUGCCCGCAAUCCCGCCAAUCGAGUAUAUCGGCUUGGAAUGGCUUGGCCUUGGAAGCCGUCUUUCAGCAUUGAGCACGAUCCUUAGCGAUCUCUCUCCCAAACUUAGCACCGUUCCCCACCAAAGCUGCACCUGAACUUGUCCGCGAAUACCCUUGGUGACAGUGGAAUGCGGGUCAUCUCUGAAUCUACUGCAAAGCUGUCGUCGCUCACGCUAUCUUGCAACUUUAUUACUGAGCGCGGUACCAGAUAUCUAGCCCAGUGGCUCCCCAACUCAGGCGUGGUUGACCUGGACCUGUCCGACAAUCACUUUGGAGACCAGGGCGUGGCUGCACUGCUGUCACCAAGCACCGAGUCUGUGCACGACCAAGCAGAUGCUGGUUUGGUGAUCGGCGGCAUCCGCUAUUCGACCCAAAUCAAAUGCCUCGGGCUGACGAGCUGCUGUCUGAGCGACACCUCUCUGCGCAUGCUCACGGAAGCGCUUGACGGACACUGGGCCCCGCUCUCGUCGCUGAAGAUAUUACGGAACAGCAGGAUCUCCCAUGGAACAAAGAUCGCCGUGUAGUACUGGGCAC
Messenger RNA from Linderina pennispora, 1625 nucleotides. RefSeq lists its product as uncharacterized. Lineage: Eukaryota; Fungi; Kickxellomycota; Kickxellomycetes; Kickxellales; Kickxellaceae. Bases 336 to 1187 code for a protein of 283 amino acids. The transcript has a single exon. The record is from RefSeq and is a predicted model, not a curated record.